Messenger RNA from Fusarium venenatum, 978 nucleotides. RefSeq names its product RmlC-like cupin domain-containing protein. Lineage: Eukaryota; Fungi; Ascomycota; Sordariomycetes; Hypocreales; Nectriaceae. The record is from RefSeq and is a predicted model, not a curated record. Gene Ontology annotation, molecular function: dioxygenase activity.
AUGGGGAGUUACACUAGCGCUGUGGCCUCUGAUGGCACAACCGAUGAAAUGAAGCAGUAUCUUAGCGAACUGCCAUCCCAAAACCUGGAGCCUCUAUGGUCACAAAUGAGCAUGAUGGUACCGCCAUCGCCAAACCCUACAGCAAAGCCUCAUAUGUGGAAGUACAAAGAAGCCUUACCUCAUCUCGAGACCGCUGCCAAAUUAGUUCCUGAGGAAAAGGCUGAGAGAAGAGUCUUGAUGCUAGUGAAUCCUAGCAUGCAAUCACCAUACACUACAGAUACCAUAUACGGCGGUCUACAGAUUGUGAACCCUGGUGAGACUGCGCCAGCGCACAGGCAUCUUGCCUUUGCGGCUCGCUUCAUCAUUGAUGGCGAGGGCUUCACAGCAGUUGAAGGCAAGAAGAUGCCUCUCGUUCGUGGUGAUGUUGUAAUCACGCCCAUUUGGCACUGGCACGACCAUGGAAACGAGAGUGAUAAGCCAGUCAUUUGGCUAGAUAUGCUAAAUCUGCCUUUGUUCCGCUUUGCUCCAGUUCACUUUGCACAAGGUUACUCUGACCCGCGAUAUCCCAGCGAACAUUGUGACCCUUGCGAAUUUCGUUUUCCCUGGGGCCCAGUGGAGCAAGAACUCAACUUCAGUAAGGAGGCAUACUCUAUUUAUCACUAUAAACUGUCGGAUGGGAAACCAUUGUCGACUUUCCUCGGCGUGCAAGCCGAGAGAUUGGGACCUGGUGCAACGGUUGAAUCACAGGAAAGCCAGUCUUAUCUAUACCAUUGUUAUGAAGGAAAUGGUCGCACAGAGCUCGUGACUCCAACGGGAGAGACCAUGUCUUUCCAGUGGCAGUCUCGCGACACCUUCGCAGUACCUUCGUGGUGCAAGGUAAAGCAUGUGAAUGAGUCAACAACGGAACAAGCAUAUUUGAUCGGGUGCCACGAUGGACCAUUUUUAGAGUGUCUGGGCAUUCAACGAAGGAAGGAAUGA